AUUACUAUUGCGGUUGCACGCGCGCUCACCUUUCUCGGGCCUUUUCCACUGUUAUGUCGCGAGCCCAAUGCUGCCAGCUGCGGCACGUUCCUCUCUGUUUUGUGAGCCCUCGCGCGGACGAAGAGACAUUUUGUGAGCCUCCAGACUUGCUGAGAAUGAGCCCCGCAUAACUCCGGGUAUUGUUGUUAUCUACCCCCUCCUUUCUCUCUCUUUUUCCCCUAUCCCGCGCUCUCCAAGUUGAGUCAUUGUUCAUAAGUAUGGUAGAUAAAGGCCCCUUGUUGACUUCUGCCAUUAUUUUUUACCUGUCCAUUGGGGCGGCAAUUUUUCAAGUCCUGGAGGAGCCCAAUUGGAAGCUGGCUGCAAAGCAGUAUAGUGCCAAGAAGGAUAAAAUACUUGAGGACUAUCCCUGUCUGUCGAAAGAUGAUUUGGACAAAAUAUUAGAGGUGGUGUCAGAUGCUGCAGGCCAAGGAGUGACUAUCACAGGCAGUAAGACGUUCAACAACUGGAACUGGCCAAAUGCUGUUAUCUUUGCCGCCACUGUUAUCACUACUAUUGGAUAUGGAAACAUUGCCCCAAAAACCUCGGCAGGCCGUAUGUUUUGCAUCUUCUACGGGCUGUUUGGUGUGCCUUUAUGUCUUACCUGGAUCAGUGAGCUGGGCAAGUUCUUUGGUGGCAGAGCCAAGCACCUGGGCCAGUAUUUAACCAAAAAAGGCUUUUCACUGAGAAAAGCUCAAUUUACCUGCACAGCCAUCUUUCUCCUCUGGGGUGUGCUGGUCCAUUUAGUCCUCCCACCUUUUGUGUUUAUGUCUCAGGAGGGUUGGACAUAUGUUGAAGGCUUGUACUUCUCAUUCGUCACCUUGACCACAAUUGGUUUUGGGGACUUGGUAGCAGGUGUGGAACCAAAUAAAGAAUAUCCAACUUUGUACCGUUACUUUGUGGAAGUCUGGAUUUAUCUGGGGUUGGCCUGGCUUUCUUUGUUCUUCAACUGGAAAGUACGGAUGGUAAUUGAAGCUCACAAGGCACUGAAGAAACGCCGCAAGCUGCGCAAGCUAUCCCUUGAUGAGCUUCGACACUACAAAGAGUCUCACAAAGCUGCCCUUCGUUUGUCUCCCACUCCAAAUGAUGUCAACAUUUUCAGCUUCUUGUCCAAGAAGCAGGAAGGCUAUAAUGACUUGAUAAAGCAGAUUGGCUCCAAAAAAGAUGGCAGCACCAAAUGUGGCUCUGGCAACACCAUCAAUAAAUCCAAAGAGAUGGGUCGUUCCAAGAGUUGCAAUGAUGCUCCUGUGUAUAAUGGUCAUACCAUCCUUAGCUUGGACCGCUCACCACGCCAAAAGAGACGCUAUAGUUUCAGUGACCGUGUCACUGUUGCUUUUUCAAAGUCCAAGAACUACCUCCUCGGCUCAGACAAUGGUUUGCUGCUAACAGACGACCAUGUAGAGGGUGACCUAGAACUUGAUCAGGACCCAAUGUAUGAGAACCAACUUGACAAGGACAUUGACCUCGAGAAUGGAGGCGUGGGAGAGUGUGGAGCAGGUGGUCGUAGGACAUGGGAAUUUAAAGAGUACCAUCCUCUAACAAUCCAAAAUGCAAACAUUACUUUUAUUGAUGAGGAAAACUUUCUCAGCAAUAAUCUGGAGGAGUUGGAGGAGGAGGAUGACGAUGAUGAUGGCGAUGAUGAUGAUUCUAAAGCAAAAAUAUCCAUUACUACAUGUGAUGAAAACAUUGAAACAGACUCCAAAGAGGAGCAGAGUUCUGAAUCUGAAGGAUCUGUUUUCACUAGUGAUGAUUCUGAGCACAGCCAUUCCUAUGAGAAACUUGUGGAGGAAUAUGCAAAGGAAGACAAUACAGAAUCUUGAGAUGUCAGAGUUGACCUAUGUCAAGUUAACACAUCUCCCUGGUCCUCUGUUGUUGUCUAGCAUUGAAGUAUAUGUAUUCUAAUGUGAAUCAUUUAAAAGGAUAUCAAAAGUCCCAUUGCACUUUGAGGGUCUAAUAAUGAGACUGCAAAACCAAGAUCAAAUUUAAAAUCAGUGUUCUGUUAAUCCCCAUCAUUUUGGCUUACAAGAAUUGAGUGUUCUUGUAAAGUCUUGAACAAAGGGUUUCCUUCAUCUUGGGGAAUAUGGACUACAGAGUAUGACAUGUAGCCCUGUGAGUAUUUAAUGUCUGCUCUGUUUAUGUCUCACUUUUUAUAUACAGUUUGAAAAACUAUAUUCCAUGUAUUUUAUUGUCAUGUGUGAACAAAAAAUUGUCUAUGAGUGUGUAUUUUCUACUCAUAGGCUCAUGAGAAAUUCUGUGUGGAAAUUAGUUGGAUUUCCUGUAGUUUCAUCUAUUUAUGUUCACCAUAUUGGUGUUUUUAUAAUAUUUAUUAAAAUGAAGGGCAUGGUAGCUUUUAUUCAGUGCUACAUGGGUUUAUAUGUCUCCCAUUGCACAAUUCCACCAAAUGAGGACAGAUGAAAGUCCAUACUAGUGCAGAUUGUCCUUUUAAAACCUGAGCCAAGCGUUUGUCUUAAAGAAAUGAAGGAGGUUAAGGGCUUUCUCCUUUUUCCUUUUUCUUUUUUCCUUUGGUAUUUCAUUUGUACAUUAUUGUAAAGUCCUUGAUGAUUUGUUGUCGAUUUAUUUUUGACUAGAGUAGUGACUGCAUAAGGAAUCAGCGAAUAUUAAAAUCUGAGUCCUAGAAUCAACUGAGAGUAAACAGACUUAUGAGCAAAGAGACACUAUAGACUAAGUUGGGUUUUGGGGGGGUUUGAUUGGUACACACCUUUCCUGAGGUUUUUUUUUUUUAAUGCUGUAUGUAUUGUUACAUACAGUAGGUGCCUCUCUGAAUACACGUAAACUGGUUUUAUAAACACAUUUCUUAUGGUUAUGUUUUACUGCUGACUGCUCCAGUUGUCAGAUCUGUGACCUCAGCCCUUUGCAAUGUCUGUGGAUAAUGGUAGCGUUUUUUUCACGGCAACAACAUUCUUACUUUCUGUCUCUUUAGCACCCUUUCACUUGAUAGUAUUUGCAAUGUAAAUAUUGGCUGAAAGCCCAUCAGUAGCUUCAAACACAGCUCUGCCCAGGACACGGCCUUGCUACUCUUGUUUGCUUUCUGGGGGCUUGCACCAGGCUUGAAUGACUGAAGUACUGCUUAUGACAGGCAGCCAAGGUUAACUUGUGACAAAUCGAUUCUCUCUUGACGUAUGUUUCGGUCAUGAGACCAAGUCUGCCGUAUUUGUGUAGUUUCCCCUUUUGCUUCAUGUCCAGCUGUAACCCGAUUGUCCAAUACUUUUCAAUCCCUCUCUCUCUCUCUCUUUUUUUUAAGGGCCUUCAUUUACAUUGCUAUCUCACUGCCUUUUGCACAUGUUAACUUGCACACAAAAACUUGAAACUGUGUUACUUUGAGUAGUAAAAUCACAGUGAUGCAGUGUCACAAAGGGCUACUUGGAAUUUAAAACCAGUCGUCUUAAUCCAGCCAAAUCCACAGACAGUAUACUGUAAAUAAUCCAAUGUUUGCAGGGUUUUUUUGUGAAUAGACAAAGUGCACAAACCUAUUCUUCUCUCUGCCUUACAACUAUCGAGUCAUAGCCUUGAGAGGAGAAAUACAAUACAGUGUAACAUCUAUUGAAUGUAUUUACAGUGACUCUGAAAAGCUGUAGUCCUUCACACUGGGUGUUUUUAUUUUCCCUUCUCCUUUCUUCCUUUGUUCUCCCUUUUUUUAUGUGUCAUCACAGGGCCACCACUUUAUUGUAUGUUAACAAUCCUCUUUCAUUUUCUCUGGUUUUCCUGGUUGUGUUGGUGCAGCAUUGUUAUGCAACCAUGGUACUUGUGACUGAAUUUCAAGCAUGUCUCUAGAUAAUUAACUAAGAACAGGUUAGACAGGUUUAGGCCAUAGUCUGAAGUUUUAUUGUUGCUCCAUUGUGUUUAAAAAAAAACUCCAGAACAGUUCUCUGUACAGUUUUAGUUGUCUUUUUUUAUGAAUAAAUUAUUCAUGUUUGUAAAGGUUUGUAUAUGAAUUUCAAACAAAACUGUAUAUUUCGUGUAAAAUAAACAUUUAAUAAAA
Messenger RNA from Stegastes partitus (bicolor damselfish), 4036 nucleotides. It is a transcript of the gene kcnk5a, whose product is annotated as potassium channel, subfamily K, member 5a. The record is from RefSeq and is a predicted model, not a curated record. The coding region runs from base 258 to 1856 and encodes 532 amino acids. The transcript has 5 exons. Gene Ontology annotation, molecular function: potassium ion leak channel activity; outward rectifier potassium channel activity. Gene Ontology annotation, biological process: stabilization of membrane potential; potassium ion transmembrane transport. Lineage: Eukaryota; Metazoa; Chordata; Actinopteri; Pomacentridae. Gene Ontology annotation, cellular component: plasma membrane.